Trachymyrmex cornetzi is the source of this 1899-nucleotide messenger RNA. Its product is annotated as glutamyl aminopeptidase. Gene Ontology annotation, molecular function: zinc ion binding; metalloaminopeptidase activity; peptide binding. Gene Ontology annotation, cellular component: cytoplasm; membrane. The record is from RefSeq and is a predicted model, not a curated record. Bases 1 to 1899 code for a protein of 632 amino acids. Lineage: Eukaryota; Metazoa; Arthropoda; Insecta; Hymenoptera; Formicidae. Gene Ontology annotation, biological process: proteolysis; peptide catabolic process. The transcript is spliced from 9 exons.
AUGGGAUUAUUGCUCGCUCCACACAUCCAAGCGACUGGAAUGAGACAGUUAUUUCCUUGUUGGGACAUACCACACUUAAAGGCCACAUUUGCAAUUUCUAUAAAGCAUCAUCGUAAUCUUACAGCAUUAUCUAAUAUGCCGAUAAAAUAUCAUUCUACCAAUCAUACAAUGACUUUGGAAGCUGAAGUGCUGACACAUUUCUGUACUACUCCUCCAAUGUCUACUUUGCAAGUUGCGAUAGUUGUGACUGACUAUUAUAACCUUAAAGUUAACGAUAACAUUACUUUGUGGUGCGAUUGUUAUUCAGAAGAGAAGUCUCCGAAAUUUGAGUUUGCACGAAGAAUCAUAAACGAUAUUACGUCGCAUUUAAAAUCUGAAUUCGGUGGGAUAAAUAUUCCAAAAAUGGAUCAUGUUGCAAUUCCAAAUUUUCCACAAGAUGGCACAUCGAAAUGGGGGCUCAUCUUUCAUACAGAAGCCAAUCUUAUAUGUAAUGAACAAUCAGAUUCAAUUAUGCACAAGAUAGAAGUCGCACGUUUAAUAGCACCCAAAAUAGCAUAUCAAUGGUUUAGUAACGUAUUCAGUUAUAAUUGGUGGACUCAAUUCUGGUUACACGACGGUCUUGCUACUUUGUUUGGAGAAGAAACCAUCGUUAAGAUCUUCAAUGAUUCUAAAAUCAUGGAUUUCCUCAUGGUGCAGAAUCAAUACGAAUCUCUUCAUUUGGAUUCUCACUUUGACAUGAAUCCUCAAAUCAUCAACCUGUUGAAAAUUGAUUCACUUUUCAGUUUUCCUCGUUAUUUAAAAGCACUAAUUGCUUUACGCAUGCUCCAAAGUGCAAUUACCGAUAAAGUGUUUCGAAAGAAUGUUCGUACAUAUGUAAACAGAUACACUUUUAGCUCAAUGGUUUCUUUUGAUUUCUGGUCCAUGCAAGAACCUAUAGAAGCAUUUAAAUGUUAUAUACCAUCAAAUGAGUUCUUAACUUGGAUAACGUACAGUCAUUAUCAAAUUGUAACCUUCGAGCAAGCAGAAGCUGAUUCUUACACGGGAAGAUUGUCGCAGAAGUAUAAUCCAAUCGGUCAGGGAAGAUGGUGGAUACUUAUAAAUUUAAAAAAUUAUAAAUUACGGAUCACAGAAACAUUGCUCACGAAAAAUUUCACAACAUGUUUAACACCAGAUUCACCAUCUGUUACUUUAUAUGUGCAACAAAUUGAUUGGGCAUAUGAUUGGGUAGUCAAUAUACAGCGAGUAGAAACUGAGCAGAUCCUGUCGACAGUAUCUGACCGUAGACUGUCACCAAAACCACGCAGAUCCUGCUCUGACACGUCAGGUAUCAGCAGAAUCUGCUACGUUUCUGUCAACAAUCUGCUGUCAAAUUGUGUCAGAGUAGGAUCUUCUGACAGUCUAAUUCUAGGAUAUUAUCGUGUCAAAUAUAAUUUAAAAGGCUGGAACGCAAUCGCAAAUUAUUUAAAUUCAACAGCUGGAGAAUAUGAAGGAAUUAGUGUCAUCAAUCGUGCUAAAAUCAUUGAUGACGCAUUUCAUUUGAUGAUGGAAAAUCAGCUCGACGUAUCUAUAUUUUGGAACCUCACGCAAUUCUUAUCACAAGAGACAAAUUAUGUAGUAUGGUAUCCAAUGAUUAAAGUGUUCGAAUAUAUGUCCACUAUAUUUCCAUUUUCAAAAGACGAAAUUAAGUUCAUCGACGAUAUUAAGGCAAAAUUGAGAGAAUUAUUGGAUAAUCCAUUAAGGGUGAUACUAAUUAAAAAACACCUAAAGGAAAAUGACCUUACUGAAUCUUUCAAACAAGAAAUAUUAAAAUGGUCUUGUACGCUCAAACAUUAUCAGUGCGCAAUGUUGGCCGAAGAUACGUUAGGAGACCAUCUUCAGAAUCCAGAAAUAGAACCGUAA